GAUUCCACCAUCCACCCAACUUUUUCUUCUUGCAUCCACAUUACACACACCACCCUUUCUUAGAUCUGCAAAUUCCUCCCCUCACUAGUCACUCACAAGGGCAGACCACAGCCAUGGAUGCCCUCUUCGCCCAAUUCACCUUCCUCUCCGACCAAUCCCUCCACGACAAGAGCUUCGACCCGGCCACGAUCGAGGACCUCAUGAGGCUCUUCGAGCUCGAGGCCUACAAUUCGUGGGCGGCCGCGGAGCUCAGUCACCUAGCCGAGGCCGAGGCAGCCGAGGCCGAGCUGGACCGGGCCGAGGCCUACCUCGGCUCGGUCAUGGAGGACGCGAUGGAGGAGUUCCGGCGGUUCGAGGAGGAGAUGGACCGGAUGGCGAAGGAGGAGAUGGAGGGCUUGGUGGAGACGGCAGAGAAGGCCAGGAGGAUGGGGAGCUUGAUGGAGAAGGCUGCGACCGUGGCAUCGAAGAAGUACAUCGAGGCUGCGGUCAACUCGGCCACUGCUUCCAUGAAGAAUGCUUGGAAGGGGCUUUCAUCUCACAAGGUUCAUCCUUCUUGAGAAAAAGAGAGCGAGUGAGAGAUUGAUCUUGUUGUGCUGUGUCUGUGGUGGUGGAUGAUUCAAUUGUCCAUGGUGGGUCUACCGCUUCUUGUGUCAAUUGUACUUUUGCUAGGCCUUAAGGCCAAUUUGAAAUAAUGUAUGAUCAAUUGCUGGUA
Syzygium oleosum is the source of this 712-nucleotide messenger RNA. RefSeq lists its product as uncharacterized. Bases 114 to 557 code for a protein of 147 amino acids. The transcript has a single exon. NCBI's taxonomy places the organism in Eukaryota, Viridiplantae, Streptophyta, Magnoliopsida, Myrtales, Myrtaceae. The record is from RefSeq and is a predicted model, not a curated record.